Messenger RNA from Rhinichthys klamathensis goyatoka, 2311 nucleotides. It is a transcript of the gene pora, whose product is annotated as P450 (cytochrome) oxidoreductase a. Bases 110 to 2134 code for a protein of 674 amino acids. Gene Ontology annotation, biological process: response to hormone. The record is from RefSeq and is a predicted model, not a curated record. Gene Ontology annotation, cellular component: cytosol. Gene Ontology annotation, molecular function: FMN binding; flavin adenine dinucleotide binding; NADPH-hemoprotein reductase activity. NCBI's taxonomy places the organism in Eukaryota, Metazoa, Chordata, Actinopteri, Cypriniformes, Leuciscidae. The transcript has 16 exons.
CGUGCGACUGGCAACCCGGCGGCCGGCGUUUCAAUGUGACGUAUCUUGUGCUGUGCGCCGUGCUCCUCCAGCUAACCGGAGACAUAUCUGCUUUCUGAUUAUUGUGAAAAUGGAGGACACUGAAUCCCAGCUGCUCUCCGAUCAGGAUCAGACUCCGGAGCCUCUCCUCAGCUCUAUGGACAUCUUCCUCUUCUCUCUAAUCGCAGGAUUGCUUAUCUACUGGUUCUUCUUCCGAAGACAACCAGAGCCUGUUCCGGAGAUGAGGCCAUUCAUUGCUGUAACGCCACAAAUACGUGAAACCAGCUUUAUUGAGAAAAUGAAGAAAACGAACCGAAACGUUGUGGUGUUUUACGGAUCCCAAACGGGGACUGCUGAGGAAUUUGCUAACAGACUGGCAAAAGAUGCCCAUCGCUAUGGCAUGAAAGGGAUGGCCACUGACCCAGAGGAGUAUGACAUGUCCGAGCUGUCUAGACUGAAAGAGAUUCCUAAUUCCAUGGCUGUGUUCUGCAUGGCAACCUAUGGAGAGGGAGACCCCACAGACAACGCUCAGGAGUUCUAUGAUUGGAUGCAAGGGACUGAUGACGAUCUAGAGGGGGUCAAUUUUGCUGUGUUUGGGUUAGGUAAUAAAACAUAUGAGCACUACAACGCCACGGGCAAGUAUACAGACAAGAGGCUUGCUGAACUUGGUGGGAAAAGGGUCUUUGACCUGGGCCUCGGAGAUGACGACAGCAACUUGGAGGAGGAUUUUAUCUCUUGGAAGGAACAGUUCUGGCCUGCGGUAUGUGAGUUCUUCGGUGUGGAGCCCACGGGAGAAGACAGCAGCAUUCGCCAGUUUGAACUGGUGGUUCAUAAUGACAUCAAUAUGAAUCAAGUGUACGCCGGAGAGAUGGGGAGGCUCAACAGCUUUCAGACACAGAAACCACCGUUUGAUUCAAAGAAUCCUUUCCUUGCACCUGUGAAUGUUAAUCGUAAGCUGAACAAAGGAGGAAACCGUCAUCUGAUGCACGUCGAGUUAGAUCUCACUGACUCUAAAAUCAGAUAUGAUUCUGGAGACCAUGUUGCUGUUUACCCCACAAAUGAUACGUCGGUGGUCAACAGACUAGGAGAAAGACUUGGAGUGGAUCUCGAUACUGUAAUCUCUCUCAAAAAUCUGGAUGAGGAGUCCAAUAAAAAGCAUCCGUUCCCCUGUCCAACCACAUACCGCACGGCGCUGACCCAUUACCUUGACAUCAAUAACAUGCCCCGUACAAAUGUGCUGUAUGAGCUGGCGCAGUACGCCUCCGAUCCCCAAGAACAAGAGAACAUGCGCAAGAUGGCGUCUGCCUCCUCUGAAGGAAAGGCUCUCUACCAGAGUUGGGUUGUGGAUUCGGAGAGGAACAUACUGGCUAUUCUAGAGGAUCUCCCUUCCCUGAACCCUCCUAUAGAUCACCUGUGUGAGCUGCUGCCUCGACUUCAGGCUCGAUACUACUCCAUCGCCUCCUCCGGCAAGGUCCAUUCAAACUCUAUCCACAUCUGUGCUGUAGUGAUAGAGUACACCACCAAGACAGGAAGAGUCUUCAAAGGUGUGGCCACUAACUGGCUCAAGAACAAAGAUGUGACCGAUAACGGUCACAAGCCCACCGUUCCCAUGUAUGUUAGGAGAUCCCAGUUCCGCCUGCCUUUCAAAGCCAGUAAUCCUGUAAUCAUGAUCGGGCCUGGAACUGGCAUCGCCCCCUUCAUGGGCUUCAUCCAGGAGAGAGCAUGGCAGAAGGAUCAAGGGAAGGAUGUUGGUGAGACGAUACUUUACUUUGGGUGUCGCCAUAGGAACGAGGACUUCCUGUAUCAGCAGGAACUGGAGGAUUUUGAGAGGGCGGGUGUGCUGACACAACUUAACGUUGCUUUUUCCAGAGACCAGGAGCACAAGAUCUAUGUGCAACAUCUUCUGAAGAAAAACAAGGAGCAGUUGUGGAAGCUCAUUCAUUCAAAUAAUGCCCAUAUCUAUGUUUGUGGAGAUGCACGUAACAUGGCUCGGGAUGUUCAUGCAGCCUUCUAUGAGAUUGCAGAGGAGAUGGGCGGCCUGACACACACUCAAGCUGUGGACUAUUUCAAGAAGCUGAUGACCAAGGGCCGUUACUCUCAGGACGUUUGGAGCUAAGCUUACUGAUAACUCCAGAUGUUUGGAGCUAAGCCACUUUACCUCAGAUGAUAAUUUCUUCAAAAGCAAGAGCUAAAACAUCCAAUUUGCCUGGACUGAUGUAUUGCUGUCAGGUUGUUUGUCUCAGUUAUACAAUAGUUUUGAUUAACUAACAUAAUGCACAUGGCCGAGAUCAGA